AUUGUCAGCAAUGUGGAUUUUGGGAAAGUAAAAACUGUUGCUGGCUCAUGCACCUGGCAGAUAUAUUGAACUCAGAGUGUGAUCACUGGAAAGCAAUGCUUGCUAAAAAUACAGUAAGCUUUCCUCACUUCCCGAGCCUGCUGAAACAUUUAGCGUGGAAGCAAGCUCAUGCCCUAGCCAUUUUCCUGAAAACAAGACACUGUGCUGCUAAGUGUCCUCUUCGUCUGGCCGAAGCCGAUGGCACUCCUCGUUCCUAACUGGUAGUAAUGUGGUUUGUGGUGCCGUAACGGUUCUGUGGCUUGUUGUAGAUGCGAACCGGGAAAUCCGCCUGUCCUUGUCUCUAAUGCAAUGCAAUGGUGAUAUGUUGGCAGCAUGGCCGAGGCUCCUGCCGUGUUUCGAGGUAUGGGUUUCUUCGAUCCGAGGAUUUCCUCGAUUUUUGCGUAGCUGUGCACGCACGAGCUAUCGUCCGAAGAUCGAAAAAAAAACAUAGACGGGAACUUACAGGUGAUUCAAGAGCGCCAGGGCCACUCCAUUCCAUUAGCCGAAUAGAAUCUUCCAACUACAAGAAGGGAAUCAUUGACAAACCAGGCAAGACAAAGCAAGGACUCAGAUAAAAGUUCUCUUUUGCGUACCUCGAGAGAGGGCUAUUUGCUUGCUGGCUGGAAUGACGAGUAUCACAGCUCGAUUUGUGGGAGCUCCUCAUCGUCUCCGACUGGCUACGAGAUCUUGUUCCACUUCUCGCAAGAUAACUUUCCACACAGUUGCGAGCUCCUUCACAUCUGGAAAGAAACUGGACGGCAGAGUUGCUAUAAUCACUGGAGGAGCCAGUGGUAUAGGAGCUACAACUGCAAAGCUCUUUGCUUCUCAGGGUGCCAAAGUCGUAGUUGCGGACAUCCAGGACGAGAAAGGGAGCGCUCUCGUCAAGGAUCUUGGUCCAAACAGCCGAUACUUCCACUGUGAUGUUAGCUGCGAGGACCAAGUAUCGGCUUGCGUCGAGUUUGCCACUUCCACCUACGGGAAAACAUUGGAUAUAAUGUUUAACAAUGCUGGAGUAGUAGACGCAGGCAAACCUGAGCAAGCGUUCCUCCGGAUCACUGAUAUCGAUGCCUCGAGUUUCGAUCACGUUUGCAGUGUCAACGUCAAAGGAACACUUUUCGGUGUCAAGCACGCUGCGAAAGCCAUGAUCUCCAGCACGGACUCCAUGCGCUGCAUUCUAAACAUGUGUAGCAUAUCAGCAGUGGUAGCACAGAGAACUUACCACAGCUAUACCAUCAGCAAGCACGCGAUUAUUGGUAUCACCAAGACCGCAGCCAGCGAACUUGGACGCCACGGAAUCCGGGCGAACUGCAUAUCACCAGUGGGGAUCAUUACUCCGCUUCUGGCAGAACUGCUCCAAAAAUUACAACCGACACUUACCUCGGAACAGAUUCAAGAGGCAUAUGUUUGCAACUCAGAGCUUGCAGGAACCAAGCUAGAAGUGGAGGACGUUGCGAAUGCGGCGCUGUUCCUGUGCAGUCAAGACGCUAAGUACAUAAGUGGACACAACCUGGUGCUCGAUGGAGGUCUUAGCGCGUCGAGGCCUUUCGAUCCCUUUAGAAAUCCAUACGAGUGAGCUGAAAAGUAAGAGGUUUAGUCGCAAAUGAAAGAACUUCUCAUAAAAAAUUCACGAGUUUCUUUAAGCAAUGAAAUCAGUCUGAAGACCACUUCACACUCUGCCUUA
Molecule: messenger RNA, 1720 nt
Organism: Selaginella moellendorffii
Lineage: Eukaryota; Viridiplantae; Streptophyta; Lycopodiopsida; Selaginellales; Selaginellaceae
Product: momilactone A synthase
Exons: 2
Coding region: 665-1612 (315 amino acids)
Molecular function (GO): oxidoreductase activity
Source: RefSeq, a predicted model, not a curated record